Molecule: messenger RNA, 2410 nt
Organism: Sceloporus undulatus (fence lizard)
Lineage: Eukaryota; Metazoa; Chordata; Lepidosauria; Squamata; Phrynosomatidae
Product: transcription factor CP2-like protein 1
Exons: 15
Coding region: 1-1446 (481 amino acids)
Biological process (GO): regulation of transcription by RNA polymerase II
Cellular component (GO): nucleus
Molecular function (GO): DNA-binding transcription activator activity, RNA polymerase II-specific; RNA polymerase II cis-regulatory region sequence-specific DNA binding
Source: RefSeq, a predicted model, not a curated record
AUGCUUUUCUGGCACAGCCAACCUGAUCAUUACUGGCCAAGCCCAGGGGAAAUGUAUCCUUGCUCUGGCAGCAAUCUGAUAAGGGAGCCUCUAGCAUUGCCGUUCUUGAAACAGGAGGAACCAAAUAGCAUUUCAACAUCAGCUGAACAACAUUGUCCAUCUUUCCAAUACAUUCUGUGUGCUGUUACCUCUCCAGCUGUCAAACAGCAUGAGGAAACCCUCACCUAUCUCAACCAAGGACAGUCAUAUGAAAUCCGGAUGUUAUGUAACCCCAAGAUGGGAGAAUUUUCAGAGGGACGCAAGCUGCUGAAGAGUGUUGUCAGAGUGGUAUUCCAUGACCGAAGACUCCAAUAUACUGAACAUCAGCAGCUGGAGGGAUGGAGGUGGAACCGACCAGGUGAUCGCAUCCUGGAUAUUGAUGUUCCCAUGUCAGUAGGCAUCAUGGAACCCCAUAUCCAUCCCACCUUGCUGAAUACUGUGGAGUUCUUGUGGGACCCAACUAAGCGGACAUCUGUUUUUGUCCAGGUCCACUGCAUUAGUACUGAGUUCACACUACGUAAGAAUGGAGGGGAGAAAGGUGUUCCUUUUCGGAUCCAGGUGGACACCUUCAGGCCCAAUGAGAAGGAUGAACAUGUGGAGCACUUGCACUCAGCCAGCUGUCUCAUCAAAGUUUUCAAGCCUAAAGGAGCAGACCGGAAGCAAAAAACAGACAGGGAAAAGAUUGAAAAGCAAUCCCUUCAGGAGCGUGAAAAGUACCAGCCAUCAUAUGAGAGCACAAUGCUGACAGAGUGUGCUCCAUGGCCUGAAGUUUCCAGUAGUCUCCACAGCCCUCCCACAACCCCUGGCCUUGUCUCUCCGCACCCUUUCAAGCUUCAGACUCCUGAAAGGGUCUGCUCCUCACCCAGCUAUGCCUUGGACAGCUCCUCAGAGAGCAUGGGAGAGACCCUGAGCCCAAGUGCCUCCAUCAUGGAAACUCAACAAUGGUUGCACAAAAACAGAUUCUCCAAUUACUGCAGGGUUUUGGCCAGCUAUACAGGAGCUGACUUGCUCAAGCUUUCCCGCGCUGAUCUGGUACAGAUCUGUGGAACGGCAGAUGGAAUUAGACUCUCCAAUGCCCUAAAGGCCAGGUGUGUGCGCCCUCGACUCACACUUUAUGUGUCCAAGGAGCUGGAAACAAGUGGGAACAAUGGCUCCCCCAAUCCAGAGUCUGCUAUUUACCAGGAGUUGUAUCUGGAAGAACUUACUGCCACCGAACUUACCAAUAAGCUGGCAGAACUGCUCAGCUUCCCAGCCAGUCAAGUCCAACAGGUUUCCAGACAGGGACCUACAGGAAUUCACAUCCUUGUCAGUGAUCAGAUGGUCAGAAAUCUCCCAGAUGAAUCAUGCUUUGUAGCAGCUGUAAUAAAAGUGCAGAACACAGAAGGCUACCACUUAGUUCUCAAAUAGAUCUGGAUCUUCUAGAAGAUAAAUUGUCAACCUAUGAGAAAAGAAAGAACAGUAUGGUGGAGGAUCAGGUGCAAUAAUGGCGAAAAACCCACAAGAUCACUGUAUCCGAAUGAACUCGGGAUCACCAAUGGCUAAACUCUUCCAGGAUCCUAAACUGAAAGACCAAGCUGGUAUUUUAUUUAGGGCAACAGACAUCUAAACUGCAAAUAUAAAAUCCUGCCUCUGAAAGGGGAUAAGCACAGUUUUGGAAAACUCCCACUGGUGGCUAGAAGGAACAACAGAGAUGUUAUUGUUACAUAUUAGGAAGCAAGCACCCAAGUUAGAGAUAUUGUGACAGGACUGCAAAAGAUAAAAUUAAAUAUUUUUGUGUUUAUAUACACUGUUUAAAACACUCUCUAGGCUUCACUACGUUGAACCUUUUUUUUUUUUAACCCUUAGUGCAUUGAGCCCUAGUGACUACUGGCUAAACGUCCUGCUACAAAAAGUAGAGACAGCUCUUUGCAUAAUUUUCCCCCAGAGAAUGGUGGUGGACCUAUGUACCUCUUUUGCCAAAUGGCCAUGUGAGGCAAAUUUAUACAGGAAAACCAACAGGUGAGAGGUACCUAACCCUCGGUAUCCCCAGCAUGUAAUGUACUCUAACACCAGAGUGGACAUAUUUCUAAUCUGAAAGGUUAAUGGGGGUAUAUCAGAAGGGAAUAUUGGUGGUGAAGCUAAAUAGCUAGUCAGCUAUUAUUUAUUAUUAUCAUCAUUUAUUUAUAUAGUGCAAUCAGUGUACAUGUGUUGCAUGGUUAAUAAGGAAACACCAUUAUCUUUCCUUUACUAGCCAUUUUUGAGGCAAAGGAAAGAACCUGCCUCAGUAAAUAUACUGAAUAUGCUUGAUUUGUUUGUUAAUUGCUCUCGAGUCGACCAUGGAGACCCUGUGGAUGAGACAUCUCCAAGACCCUCUAUCCUUCACUGCUGUACU